Nothoprocta perdicaria is the source of this 3135-nucleotide messenger RNA. RefSeq names its product LON peptidase N-terminal domain and RING finger protein 1-like. Lineage: Eukaryota; Metazoa; Chordata; Aves; Tinamiformes; Tinamidae. The record is from RefSeq and is a predicted model, not a curated record. The transcript has 10 exons. The coding region runs from base 685 to 2097 and encodes 470 amino acids.
UGCAUGGCCAGCAGCACCUAUGGGAGUUGUUUCCCUGCUCUGUGGAGAUCCCAAGCGAGAUCAGUGAGAGUUUGCUCCCUGCAAGCUGGAUAAGUAAGAACUGGGUACAGAAUUCCCUUUCUCCAUUUUGGGAAAUCUCAGCCUUUUUCUUGUACUUGGAAACAUCCUCAGGUUGGRACUGAUACUGGGACUUGUUGGUCUACCAUCUUUGCCUUCUUCACAGGAGUCAGCCCCCAGGAUGCUGAGGCAGAUCUGGAGUCCCCCUUGUAGCUCCCCUGGCUCUCCCUCUGCCCUGGGACACAGCUGGCAAAGUGCUGGGUCCGGCAGGCUCUCUAGGUUCUGUGACUGCAGGUCUCCGCAGCUGCUGGCUUGUUUUGUAACUUGUUAUUGUGGCUCUGCAGGGUGAAUCAUAUUGCAGCACCUCCCAUGGCAACAGCCACCAUUGGGAGGAUGUCCGUGAUACACCCAUUCUCCAGCAGCUGUGUCCCUAAAGGAUGGCUGUAGGCACAGACACCAUUGUAGGCAAACAAGGAGAUGCUGAAACAGAGCUCCAGGGCACCCAUGAGAUCCCAUGGCUGAGAGCUUUCCAGGGCAACAGGGAAUACUGAGGGAGAAAUAAAGAAAUUUGUAGAUGGCAAAAUCUCCUUAAGCUUGUCCAACAGUGGCAGCUCAAAGUGUGGAUCUAUGGAACUCAUGGCAAAAGUAAUGACAUUUCUGUUUCCAGAGGCAGAUGAUGCUUCCCUGCRGCUGCACCAGGCAGAGGCGUAUGUGACACUGGGACAGUAUCCAGAGGCACCGGAGGACCUGGAUGUGGUGUGCAGGAUGAAGCGUGGAGAUAGUGAGAUCCUUGCACAGGAUGUCUCUCCUUGUCCAAGCUCAACUGAAGAGCUUCCAGCUGCUGCCCGUGAGGGCACAUGGAGCACAGGGGAAGAAGUAUCGAGUGCUGGAUUUGCACCCACAUCUGCACAAGAGCACRGUGAGGAUCGAGAGGGACCAAUGGAGAAUGGCAAAGGGGACACUAUCCCUAAGGGUGUCCAGUUGAUGCACAAUCUUUCCCCACUGGAGAGACAGCAAGACUCGGAUGCAGAGAACCAGGAAAGACAGUUGUCAGACAGUGAAGAGGAAGCAGCAGCAGCAGAUGACCAGCUGUACCUGGGGGACCUGCUGAGCCUCUCUGACCUGGAGUGCUCCCUCUGCAUCCGCUUGUUCUUUGAGCCUGUGACAACACCGUGUGGGCACACCUUCUGCAAGGAGUGCCUCGAACGCUGCCUGGACCACAGGCCCAACUGCCCCCUCUGCAAACAGAGCCUGAGGGAGUACCUAAAGGCUGGCAGUUACAACCCCAGUGUGCUGCUGCAGGAGAUCAUGCUGGCCGUGUUCCCUUCCGAGCUGGCCGAGCGGAGGGCGCUGCACCAGGCCGAGAUGGCAGAGCUCUCCAAUCUGACCAAGAACAUCCCCAUCUUUGUAUGCACGAUGUCCUUCCCAGGCGUCUCAUGCCCGCUGCAUGUCUUCGAGCCCCGCUACCGCCUCAUGAUGCGGCGAUGCCAGGAGACUGGCACCAGGAGGUUUGGCAUGUGCAUCUAUGAGAAUGGAAAGAGCUUUGCUGACUAUGGCUGCAUGCUGGAGAUUCAGCAGAUUGAGUUUCUGGCAGAUGGAAGAUCCUUGGUGGAUACGAUAGGGAGGCGGCGGUUCCGAGUGCUGAGACGGGGCCACAGGGAUGGCUACGACACUGCAGACAUUGAGUAUCUGGAGGACAAGAAGGUGGCUGGGGAGGAGCUGGAGGAGCUGCAGUGCCUGCAUGAGAGCACCUACCAUUUAGCUCAGAGGUUUUGUGAGCAUGGAGACAGUGCCUCCAGAUACACUUUGCAGCAUGGAUCCCUGCCRGAGAAGGAGGAUGACAUCCAGGCUUCUGCUGAUGGACCAACCUGGUGCUGGUGGCUCAUCUCCAUCCUGCCCCUCGACCYGUCCUACCAGCUGAUGCUCUUCUCCACGACGUCCCUGCGGGCCCGCCUGGCCCAGCUGCAGCGCAUCCUCACAGCACUGCUGCACCCCGGAGGGUCCCCGCUGCCCCUGCACGGCCCCCCCGGGCAGGUCUGAGCGACCUCAGGGUGCCUGCAGGGGACAGUGGCCACCCAGCUGGUCUCCUUACCUUUCUCCAUGGUUUUUGCACAGUUGUGUUGCCCCAGAGUGRCCUCAGUAGUGAGCGGGGCACCCGCUGGCCUGGGGCUGCGGGGCAGCAGGCAGCAAUUCCACACCGUCCACGUGAGCUGUGGGAGCCAUGGGCAUGCUGCACUGCCAGGGGUGACACCAGUGGGACCCACAAGCGGCAGCCCAGAAAACUGGGCUAUGUCCCAAGAACCAGAAUCCUUCCAUGAGCUGCUCUGGUGCCAAGGAGGGUACAGAAAUGAGUGCCAGGACCCCUUUGGUUUUGGCUGCUCCUGUUUGAAGAGCAAUGUAGCUUUCUAGUAAAGGGACCUGUUCUGUACUGCAGGAGAAAGAGGGUGUUUAGAAGCUUUGGAAAUGCUAUGUUGGAAUGAGCUGGAAUAUCCAACUUUUUCAGACCUCUGAAGCUGAAGGUUCAGCCUCCAUUUAUGAAUCUGACCUGGUGGUCUUUCAAACUAAAAUGAAGGAUAAAUUAAUCUGGAUCUCACAAUUCUUUUUAGUCUCCUUGGCCUUGCAGUGAAGCGAGGUAGCUCUAGAGGCAUCCCAGUCCGCACAUCCCUUCCUCUAGGUCUACUUAACUCCAUGCCUGCCUUUGUCAUGCUGGACUAGCAGGGAACAUCCCUCAUAUGGAGCUGCGUGGGGACAUUGGGGUUGUGUGGCCUGAGGAGACCUCAUCUUUAAGUGAUGUGGGAUGGUGCUAGUGCCUGCUCCCCUCCUCAGGUGGUGGUUGUGGGUCCUUGUUGGGCUCACACUGCACUUUUGGACCUGCUCUCAGGGAGGUGGGUUGAAGGAACCAGCCAUGUGGGAGAAUUAGGCCUGGAAGUGUUUUAGGGAAACCUUCUGCUCCUUUGUGAGCAUAGCUCUGUGCCCAAUAUUUCCUGGGCAGCAAAUGGGGCUCUGAGCAGCAGCUGGGCCUGGUCAGGAGCCCCCAAAACACUUCAGACUGAUACAAGUCAGGGGGCAAGUCUCUGG